AUGAGUUUUACUGAGGACGUCUACAACAGUGUGGCCUGGGAUACCGGAGCAACCGAUUCUUUGCAACCCGAAGAUCUCUCGGACGAAGAGAUCGUAGCAGGGAGCAUCAGGGAGGCCUCGACAUUCAACAACGUCGACGAGACCAUGUUUUCUAACGCAGAAUCCCUGUACAGACAAAAGAAAUCGGGGGAAGGGGUUCUCGAGAAUUUGGGGGAUGCUCUGCUCAAUGCAUUCUCCAAGCUCAAAAAACCCGACGAAAGAUUUAUAGAGAUGAAAGAAAGCAUUGAUAAACUCGAAGAAAAUUUACAAGCCGUUGAGAGAAUAUAUCAAAAGAUUAUUAAAAGGCAGACAGACCUGGAUUCCGAUUAUAGGGAAUUCGGCACCAGCGUGUCUGGGCUGGGUCAGCUGGAAACGGGAAUCACCACACCUCUGGAAAAAUUUGGCGUCACGACCUCCAAGUUUGCUGAUUCAUGGAAACAGAUGACGGAUCGUGAAGAACAAGGCUAUUUAAACCAAAUUCGAGAUCAUCUUUCCUAUUGUCACAGUGUUAAGAACGUCCUGAAGUUGCGAGAUCAAAAGCAAGUGGAUUUCGAGGAACUUUCGGAAUACCUACAGAAUGCCAUGACCGAACGAGAAAAUCUCCUCAACACCGGAAAAUCGUCCACCGGUAUAUCCUCGUUUUUACGCGAAAAGGUAGAUAAUAUAAAGGGUGUGGAUCAAGAACAAGCAAAGAGAGAACGAUUGCAGAAAUUGGAUGCCAAAAUUGCCGAGCUUAAGAAGGAAGUUGAAAGCAGCAAUGAUGUUGCGAACCAAUUCUCGUCUGAAGUUUCCAAAGAAUACGAAAUAUUCCAAAAUGCCAAAACGAUCGAGUUGAAGGAUUACCUACUUUCUUACACCGAAAGUCACAUCGACUUUUAUCGCCAGGGUAUCAAACUAUGGGAAGAAAUUAUUCCCGUCCUAGAAGACAUCAAAAUUCAAGAAUGA
This is a messenger RNA of Acaulospora colombiana, 984 nucleotides long. The record is from the annotation of a GenBank genome assembly. NCBI's taxonomy places the organism in Eukaryota, Fungi, Glomeromycota, Glomeromycetes, Diversisporales, Acaulosporaceae.